Molecule: messenger RNA, 1170 nt
Organism: Symbiodinium sp. CCMP2592
Lineage: Eukaryota; Dinophyceae; Suessiales; Symbiodiniaceae
Source: the annotation of a GenBank genome assembly
AUGUGGCAAGAGCUGCAGUGGCUCUUCAUUCUCGGGCUCAGUGUGAUCUAUGGUCUGCAAGCGACAGGUUUGUCUGCACGUGCAUGGAAUUUGGGCAUGAGAAUGUUUACCCAGCAGGGGUCUCGUGAGAGCCCCUCUUUUGGACCGGACCCCCCAGGACAAGAAGCCCUAAGCAACGAACCUGCCUGGGCAGCCGCUCUGAAAGAGAGCAUUGAGCAUCUUAUGGGACUGAUGAAGGCUUCGUCUUCUGACCCGCCUGCAUGGGGAGACCAGGUGGUGGCAAGCCUGGAACGUGUCAAGUGCAUGCUGGAUGCCUUAGCAUCGCCGACGCCAGCUCAAGGUGUGCAAGAUGCCCUCUCAAAUAUAGGGGACAUUGUCGAAGAGAGCAAGAAGGUCCUCUUCAGCCUGGCAGCCAAGAGGCCGCACCUUGACCUGCUCCCGGAAAUUCAAACUGCAUGUGAUGUUGUGCGCGACAAGCUCGAGACUGGCGCCUGCAUGCUCACUCCACAGGCCCGCGCUGAAGACAGAGCCUUCUCGCAGAACGCCCUCAAAGAACUCAAUGACCUUGGAAAAGGGCAGCAGAGCUUGCAUGGAGAAUAUAAAGAGGUGAAGCAGCUGUGCCAGGAAACCAAGCAGAAGAUCAACAGCACCUAUGGACUGGAAAGGAUAUAUCACCAUAUCUCGACGGUCUUGCAGUCCCAGAAAAAUUUUGGGACAUCUAUGCCCAAAAUCAUCAAGUGUGAACACGAUGAAUUAAAAGUGGACAUAGAGUCGCUCUGUGAAAAGAUUGUGCGGGUUGAGGAAGCUCAGCAGCACAUCUUGGCCACUUUGCAUGAAGUGCAAGCGACGUUGCACCAGAAGAGUAGCCCACCGGAGCCUGUGCAGCCAGAUGGACAACACCCCCAUGCCCCUCGCUCCUUCCCAGCUAGCAGUGACAACCUACGUGUCCCCGAUUAUGUACCCUCCAUACCUGUCCAUCAGGCUCCAGCAUCUCCGGGUCCUGCUAAGUUUUCGUUGGAGCAGGCCCUAGGGCCAGGACCCAGCACGCCGCCUACUCAUUUUCCUAUGCAUGGCCACCCGCCAACAAAUCCAUCGGAUCUUCUCGCUACUAUGUCUAUGUGUAUGGAUAUGAUGAAGGCCAUGCAACAGCACCAGUCCCGCAAUGCCUAG